AUGACCAUUAAAGAAGUCGGCCUAUCUGACCCUGUGUUAGAAUCAUUAGCACAAUGUUUUUCUAGAAGCUCGAGUGAAGUUAAGGCCAGAUAUGAAUCUCUUGUUGAGGAAGAGAAGGGCUCAAAGAAUGGGGAUAAUGAAGCACAAGCUAUGAAUUCCUUUCUUGAGAAGGAUCUUGAAGUCUUUGAUUGCAGGCUACAUGGACGUUCUCAGGAUCUUGUCUUUCCUGCUGAGAAGCAACUGUCAUGGAGCCAUCCAAAUGAUGAAAAUGCACCAUGUGGUCCUCGUUGCUAUCAAAUUCAAAACACUUACAAGUGUCUUCAAACGGAUUCAUUUCAGGUUUUAAAGUCAGAAACUGCUAUAAUGAACUCUCCUGGACAUGGUGAUAGCGAAGAAAAACCUGUUCCUUCAUCUGAUGGUACUGUGCCUCAGAUAUUGUGUAGAAAGAAAUCUUCUGUUUCAUCUGCUAGGAGGAGGCUGAAAUCUUACCAAAGUGAAAGUGCUUCAUCAAAUGUAAAAAACACGUCAGAAAGUAGUGAUUCAGACGCUGGGCCUCAUCAAGAGACAGUUUCUACUGAACACCUACCAUCCCCCAAGGCUAAGCUUGGUGGAAAAUGUGUGAAUCGAAAGAGAAAUAGCAAGAGAGUUGCUGAACGUGUUCUAGCUUGCAUGCAGAAAAAGCAGAAGAAGAUUGUGACAUCUGAUUCUGAUUCCAUUGCCAGUGGAGGUCUUUCUCCAAACGAUAUGAAACCUAGAUCUAAUUCUCGCAGAGAAAGUGAGGAUGCUACUUCUUCUUCUCAUAAGCAUAUGAAGCCAGGAAGCAAUGGAAAGUCUAGGAGGAAAGAGUGGUUGGUUCAGGACAAUCACAAUUCGAUGCAGGAUGAGGUUCAUCACAGUCCUUCAAAUGAAAUGGUUACUGACCCACCAGCAACUAGCAGCAAUGAUACUUUUAAAAAAGAAGAUGUUUUGAAUUGGCUUUGCAGCUGUGGCGAUGGCACUCUUGGUGUACCUAGCCAAAGAGGUGAUAAUUAUGAAUGCAGGAAUAUGAAGCUUCUACUCAAGCAACAACAAAGGGUUUUACUUGGAAGAUCUGAUGUUUCUGGCUGGGGAGCUUUUUUGAAGAAUAGUGUUGGCAAGCAUGAAUACCUUGGUGAGUACACGGGAGAGCUAAUUUCACAUCGGGAAGCUGACAAGCGAGGGAAGAUUUAUGACCGUGAAAAUUCAUCAUUUCUUUUCAAUCUAAAUGAUCAGUUUGUGCUUGAUGCUUAUCGGAAGGGGGACAAAUUGAAGUUUGCCAAUCAUUCUCCAGAUCCUAAUUGCUAUGCAAAGGUCAUUAUGGUUGCAGGGGAUCACCGGGUGGGCAUCUUUGCCAAAGAGCGGAUUAUGGCAGGAGAGGAACUAUUCUAUGACUAUCGUUAUGAGCCAGACCGGGCUCCUGCUUGGGCUAGGAAACCUGAGGCGUCUGGGUCCAAAAAAGAGGACGGUGCUCCUUCAAGUGGCCGUGCUAAGAAGCUAGCCUAGUAUGAGCAUUUAUUAAAAAUACUAAAUUCUUUUGUUUUCUCGUUUUCUUGGCAUUCUUUUACAUUAGAGGUAGAGGCAUCAUCAUAUAGACAUCAGGUGAAGGGUUAUUCUCUUACCAUUUAGUUGUUGGAGAGGUCAUUGUCAUCUCCAUUGGUAACGUAGGUCAUUUUGGGUUCAAUUCAUAUUAUCCCUGAGCUAACCACACAGUAAAGUUGGAAAAUGGAAAAACUCAAGCGUAGCCCGAAUACCAUUCGACACAUGAAACAAGUAAAAGAAAGUUGAGGGGUGGAAGUGAACUUCAAUUUUUUUUUUUUUUUUUUUCCCUUCUCCUUUGGCCUUUUCUAUGGAGGUUGGCAUGGGGACUUGUGCCAUUGUAUCUGCAGCAAAAGAACAUUCUGCUCAAGCUUAAAAACGGAGCAAGAAUGUUUUGGUGCUUUCAUUAUUAAUGCAGAUAUGUUGAUUUAUACUUUUAGAUCUCAGGAA
Messenger RNA from Carica papaya (papaya), 2004 nucleotides. Lineage: Eukaryota; Viridiplantae; Streptophyta; Magnoliopsida; Brassicales; Caricaceae. The record is from RefSeq and is a predicted model, not a curated record.